This is a messenger RNA of Rana temporaria (common frog), 1477 nucleotides long. RefSeq names its product cbp/p300-interacting transactivator 3-like. The coding region runs from base 146 to 691 and encodes 181 amino acids. Gene Ontology annotation, cellular component: nucleus. Gene Ontology annotation, biological process: regulation of DNA-templated transcription. The transcript has 2 exons. Lineage: Eukaryota; Metazoa; Chordata; Amphibia; Anura; Ranidae. The record is from RefSeq and is a predicted model, not a curated record.
UUCUCUUUCUAUAGAUUCCUAUUCAGCACACUAGCUGUUGUAAGGACUAGGGUGGAUUGUUUUCUGAAUUUCUAGAUGCUUUGCUGUAUGCCUUGACAGUCCAGACACAAGACAAACCGACUGAGACCAUUUCUGAUUUAUAGGGAUGGCAGACCCGAUGAUGAUGGCCGCUAUGCACAACGGACAUCCCAACUACAGGAUGAACAUGAACGGUAUGCAAACUCAAGUUCCUCCUCAUGCAAUACGAAACACAAUUGCAGCACCAAUGAUGCAGUAUGUAGGUACCAAUCCUGAUGGAAAUAUGAGGACAAGAAUGAAUAUGCACCAGCAUACGUCGGCAGCAAUGUACCCUGGACAAGCCCAGCCCUAUAUGGCAACACAGCAACUUAUGGCCACUAUGCAACUUCAGAAACUCAACAAUCCGUACCAGGGAUAUCCAAGUAUGGGGAACCCUGGACUUUUACAAAGUCAGCUCACCUACAGAAUGGCACCUAGUCACCACCACCAGCACAUGCCCAUCCUAAAUGUGACAGACGCAGACCUCAUUGAUGAAGAUACAUUGACAUCAUUGGCUCUGGAAUUGGGUCUGGACAGAAUUGAAGAGCUGCCUGAGCUCUACCUGGGACACAAUGAGAUGGACUUUAUUUUGGACUUUGUUGGCAAGCAGCAGGUCAGCACAGUAACAUGCUGAUGGGACGCUUCUUGAGCAAAGUUCAGAUUCAUUUGCACUGCAUAUGGCUUGUAUAAAAUCUGGAUUCAAACCCUUCCCCUGUCCUGUUCUGUCGUAUUGGAAUUACAAAAACAAUCUCUUAUAACCUAUGUUCUGACUGAGAACAGUGGGUUUACUAACCGGCAUGGGACAAUAUUGACUAUUUUCAGUGGGAAUUUGCACUGCACUUAGUGAUAACAAGCAUUGGUUAAUGUUUCAGAAGGGCGAGUGCUUGUACGCAUUAGUGUUCCAGUUAUCACAGUAAACAUUCCCAGAACAGUAAAAGAAUACAGCUAGUGUCAGGCCUUUUCUGAAUAACAUACCGUAUGUCCUAUUGUAAAACUUGGAAAUAAUGAUUGUAUGCUAUGGAUUUGUAUUUGCAUGUAGUCACAGGUGUAUUUUGCAGAUCAGAGACUUAUUUGGUGUGAUGAUGUAAUCACAUUUAAUGCAAUGUCACUGGACUUCAAAGGCACCCUUAGAACUUAAAAAGGUGAGUGGUCGAUGGGGACAUUCAUUUUUAUCAAGCUACAAAUGUGGUUUAAAGCUUUGUUUCUUCUUGCACUAAACUUACUAUCGAGAGCAGAAACUGUAGAUUACUUUAUUUUUGCAGGGGAUGAAAAAAAUCCUUUAAUAUAAUUUAAAGAUUUUUCUAUGAUGCUCCUCGCAAUCUAGAAGGGCUGGUCCUCUCCUUUUUUGGAAACAAUGCUUAGGGAAUUCUAAUUGUUUGUCAUUUGCUGCCUGAUUCAGUAAUAAAAAAAUCAACUUGUC